UGGUCACAUGGCUUUGGCCCUCAGGAAUGGAUAGAGAUGGAUCCCCACGUCAGCUUGUACGUCUAAGGAUUUCUGCUCCAGCAGUCUGUCUCAAAGUGACUGGAGCUGAGCGCGCGGAGGAACUAUGAGCGGAUUUUUAUAAGAAGGGUUUUCCAGCAGCAGAAUAUGGAUUUUGAUGAGCGGAUCCCUGCCUCCAAUAUGUAUUUACCGAGCUGCACUUACUACGUCUCCGGAGCAGACUUCCCGGGUCUGCCUCAUUAUUUAACCCAAAGCCAGUCCUCUUGCCCCGUGACAUACCCCUACCAGUCCCCAGCGCUACCACAGGUCCCCUCCGUGAGAGACGUUGCGUUCAGGGACUAUGGGAUUGAUGCCUCCAGUAAAUGGCACCACAGCAGGGGGAGCCUGACGCACUGUUACGCCGAGGACAUCACGCACAGGGAUGGCUGGACGACCCCGACCUCACGGGGGGGAGAUAUCCUGGUGAAAGGCAGCUCAAGCGCGGGACACUCAGGCGGCGUCACCGCUUCGACGCCUGGGGGUUUCUACGGCAGCGUUGGCAGGAACGGAGUCCUGCCACAGGCUUUUGACCAGUUCUUUGACACCGCGUACGGGAGCGCGGAGAACAGCACCACAAACACAGCACAAGCGGCAGCAGAUUCGGAACGACAGGCAGCCAAGAGGAGCCCCGCACCAGCGCACGCAGGCUCCGACACGGCGGAGAGCUUCAGCCCCAAGUCUUCCUCCGGACACAGCGAGGACAAGCGGAGUAGGAGCAGCAGUGGCCAGAGGACGCGCAAGAAGAGAUGUCCGUACUCAAAGUAUCAGAUCAGGGAACUGGAGAGGGAGUUCUUUUUCAGCGUUUACAUCAACAAAGAGAAGCGGCUGCAACUCUCGCGGAUGCUCAAUCUGACUGAUCGCCAGGUGAAAAUCUGGUUUCAGAACAGGAGGAUGAAGGAGAAGAAACUGAACAGAGACCGAUUACAGUACUACACAAACCCUCUGCUAUGGAUCGGUAAGCGCAGUAACGAGCCAGUCAACCAAAGCGGGAUCCCUUCCUCUGCUCCGUAUGUUCAAGGGAUGGAAACGUGGCUGGAAACCUCGAGAUCGUGCCGGGUGGAUCAGCCCAGCAGUGGCCAGCAUAUGCCUCAGUGCUCCUUCUCCCCGAGCAUAAAGGAGGAGAGCGCAUACUGCCUUUACGAGUCUGACAAAUGUCCUAAAGGAUCAUCAGUGGAUGACAUUUCCUACUCGAGCGCAUCGUGCCCCGUUACCGGGAGCAGCUUGCCGGUCCCCGGUUACUUCCGUCUGUCUCAGGCGUACACGUCCUCCUCCAGGCUGUACCAAGAUGUCCAUCCAAACAUGAACCACUUCACCCUGCAGAGACCUGCUCGCUCGGACAGCCAACCCUCCCAGCCUGCCCGUGCUGAGCCAGAGCGGAGGGAGAGCCACGAGGAGGCGCCUAUCCCUGCGCCCUGCGCCCCGGCCGGAGAGGAGGACAGUCGGCUCUCCUCGGACAGCUCGUCCUCCCCUGAGCCCGCCGAGACCUGCGUUACGGAGAGUCCGGAGAAACCCGUAAAAGGAGAUGGGAAAAUAGAAACCACGGCCAACUGGCUCACAGCGAAGAGUGGCCGAAAGAAGCGCUGCCCCUACACCAAGCACCAGACUCUGGAGCUGGAGAAGGAGUUCCUCUUCAACAUGUACUUGACUAGAGAGCGUCGCCUGGAGAUCAGCCGCAGUGUGCACCUCACUGACAGCGCCAUUUUCUUGCAUUUUGGUGCAAUGUCGACGUUGGGAACGAGUUUUUAUAUUGAGUCGCCUGUUCUUGCCGAGCAGGAAGACAUGGCAUCCAGAUUCUCAUCAGCUGCAGGGGUGGAGCAGGCGAUGCUCACCGAAUAUGGCGGACAGGAGCCGUGCCCUUUGCAAGCGAAAUCUUCUAUUUUUGGUGGAUCUUGGAGUCCGAUCUCUGGUCACCCUCCAAACACAGCGGCUCCAACCUACAUACAUCACCAUUACACCAGUGGGGACUGCGAUGGCAUGUUUACGCGCUCCUGGGCGUUGGAUCCGGUCUCUGCGUCCCUCUGUCUGACGGGAUUACCCUCGACAGCCAUGCACUAUGAGAUCAAACCCGAGCCUCUGGUCGGGAGUGCUGAAUGCACAACUUUGGAGACGCACACAUCGCUUUUGUCCGACAUUGGAAAUGAAGCCUCGCUCACGGAGAUUCCCUGCGAAACCUCGUCCAUGAUUAAAUCUGUUGUGGAGGAGAGCCCGCCAGCGGAGGAGAAGAGGGAGACAGAUGCAAAUAACCCUUCAGCCAACUGGCUUCACGCAAAGCCCACCAGAAAAAAGCGUUGUCCCUACACAAAGCACCAAAUCCUCGAACUGGAAAAGGAGUUUCUCUUUAACAUGUACCUCCCCCGGGACCGUAGAUAUGAGAUAGCUAGACUCCUGAAUCUGACCGAGAGACAGGUGAAAAUCUGGUUUCAAAACCGCAGGAUGAAGAUGAAGAAAGACAACAAAGAUCGGCGAAGAAACAGUUAACUUGUUUUUUGGACUGAUGCUGGAUAAGAGCCUUAGGAGGGGGAAGAAGGGGGGGGGGGGGGGGGGGGGGGUACUUAAUAUUCCUGACAUGUUACACAUGUUGUAAAGUUUAUGUUGUUCAAACAAGACAGGAUUUUUUUUGUAGUAUUCCAUGUUUGUCUCGUAAGAAUUUAGGAGAUGUGAUUGUUGUAUUUGUUGCACAUAAAUAGUAGACUUACUGUAGAAUAUUUGUUAUUUGCAUGUACUGUAAUGAUCUUCGACUACCUGAAUGUCACAGCUACCUGAUUGUGUAAUAAUUUAACUUAUUCUUUUUGUAAUCUAGAUGUUUUUUAACCGUAAGCUGUUGAUCUAAUUGUGGAAACAAUGUGCACACUUCAAAUACCUCGUUCCUGUUUCAUUCAAAAUAAAGAGUAGUUCAAUAGAACAUAAGAAAAUUAUAAUGUGUUCUAUAUUUAUUAUACCAUUACGUUUAUGAAAAAAACACUUUUAGUGUAUUAAUACGAAUAAACCGUAUUUUUCUGUCCUUCCAUAUGUUUUUAAAACAACUUCGACAAAGAGUUUUUAGACUCAGUUAUUAAAAGGUCAAAAGAUCUGCAACACAACGAGUCUUCGUUUCAGUGCAUUUUUUAAAAAAGGGCUCUACGUCUGCUGGUUUGUAACCUUUCAGCUCUACGGAAAAAAUAACCCUUGCGAAAAAAAAUCUCGAAGACUCCCCACAUUUGAUUUGAUUUAAAAAAAUAUAUUUUGACAACCCUUCUAACACAAAGUGAUUUUUAACAUGGAUAAUUAUAUAGGCCUAUAAUCAAAUUAUUAUUGAAACAAAAAUUGAGGAAAAUAUGCAAACUUUUCCAUUCAGCCUAUGGCCUCAGUUACCAACAUUAUUUGAAGUACAGGCCUCCUUCGUUUAAAAAUAC
Messenger RNA from Labrus mixtus (cuckoo wrasse), 3449 nucleotides. RefSeq names its product homeobox A11b (gene hoxa11b). Gene Ontology annotation, cellular component: nucleus. Gene Ontology annotation, biological process: DNA-templated transcription; anatomical structure development; regulation of transcription by RNA polymerase II. Gene Ontology annotation, molecular function: DNA-binding transcription factor activity, RNA polymerase II-specific; RNA polymerase II cis-regulatory region sequence-specific DNA binding. Bases 166 to 2535 code for a protein of 789 amino acids. The record is from RefSeq and is a predicted model, not a curated record. The transcript is spliced from 6 exons. NCBI's taxonomy places the organism in Eukaryota, Metazoa, Chordata, Actinopteri, Labriformes, Labridae.